Molecule: messenger RNA, 7897 nt
Organism: Lates calcarifer (barramundi perch)
Lineage: Eukaryota; Metazoa; Chordata; Actinopteri; Centropomidae
Gene: cdh23
Product: cadherin-related 23
Exons: 38
Coding region: 71-6007 (1978 amino acids)
Biological process (GO): homophilic cell-cell adhesion
Cellular component (GO): catenin complex; plasma membrane
Molecular function (GO): cadherin binding; calcium ion binding
Source: RefSeq, a predicted model, not a curated record
GGGAUAUGUACACCUUGACUGUUGUAGCUGAUGAUGGAGGACCUAAAAAGGACUCCACUGUGAAAACUUAAUGGCAUUCCUCUUUUAUUCAUUGCUUCUCUCAUUGGGAGUACAGAAGGUUUCAAUCACCAUUCUGGAUGAGAAUGACAACAGUCCAGAGUUUGACAUCACAUCUGAUACUGCAGUGGACAUCCCAGAAAACACACCCAUGGGGAGAAAAGUGGCAGUAGUGCUCGGACGGGACAGGGAUGCUGGACUGAAUGGACUGGUCAAUUUCACUUUGGUGGCAGGCAACAUGGAGGAUGUGUUCAAGAUCAAGACAGUGAACCACACCUACGGGGAGGUUUAUGUCAAUGCUCCUCUGGACAGAGAGUCAGUAGACCGCUACCUACUGAAGGUGCGUGCCAGCGACAACGGCUCACCUCCCAGACACACAGACCACUCCCUCACCAUCAACAUCCUGGACGUCAAUGACAAUUCACCUGUUAUUGAAAGCCAGAGGGGCUAUAACGUCAGCAUAAGUGAGAAUGUUGGAGGAGGAACGUCAGUCCUCCGUGUGAUGGCUACUGACCGAGACAUCGGUCCCAACGCCAUGCUGUUUUACUACAUAACCGCCGGAAACCAGGACCUGACCUUCCGCAUGGACCGUGUGACAGGAGAGAUGGUGACACGGCCGGCCCCCCCUGACCGAGAGCGCCAGCAAGAGUACCGACUCACCGUCACCGUAGAGGAUGAUGGGACGCCACCGCUGUCGACCUCAACCACCAUCUAUGUCCACAUUGUGGAUGAGAACGACAACGCUCCCGAGUUUCCUGAGGAGGAGUACGUCACGGUGCUGAGUGAGGGACCAGACACAGUGGGUGCCACCAUCGCCACGGUAACAGCCAUCGACCCAGAUGAGGGUUUGAACGGCACCUUGCGGUACGCUAUCGCUCAUGGCAACCUGAUCCAGACCUUUCACAUCAACAGCAUCACGGGGAGAAUUACUGCUGUGAAGGAGCUGGACUAUGAAAUCAGCAAUGGACACUACGCUCUGGUUGUCACAGCAACGGACCAGUGUCCCAAACCUGCUCUUCGCUUGACAUCUAGCACGACAGUGCUGGUAAACGUCCUAGAUGUGAACGAUGUGACACCCACUUUCCCCCGAGCCUAUGAGGGACCGUUUGAGGUUACUGAGGGCCAGCCAGGACCUCGGGUCUGGACGCUCAAAGCCAGCGAUGAAGACUCUGGGCUCAACGGCAAAGUGGAGUACAGCAUCACCGGUGGAGAUCACCAGAAUGAGUUCAUGGUUUCCCCAGUGGAGGGAGAGCUGCGGGUGAGGAAGGAUGUGGAGCUGGACAGAGAGACCACGGCCUUCUACAACAUCACCGUCACAGCCCGAGACCUGGGCACCCCAUCUCGCAACAGCUCGGUGGUGGUGGGGGUCCGUGUCCUAGACAUCAAUGACAACGACCCAGUCCUCCUGAACCUGCCUUACAACACCAGUGUGAGCGAGGGCGCCUCCAUACACACCUCUGUGGCCAGAGUGAGAGCGAACGAUGCGGACAGCGGACGCAACGCUCUGCUCACUUAUAACAUCACUGCCGGCAACCAGGACGGAGCCUUCUACAUCAACGACACAACAGGUGUGGUGCAGGUGAACAGACCGCUUGACAGAGAGCGAGUGGCGGAGUACAGGCUCACCAUCACUGUCAAAGACAACCCCGAGAACCCCCGCAUCGCUCGCAGGGAUUCAGACCUCCUGGUGAUAACCAUUCUGGAUGAGAAUGACAACAGGCCUAUAUUCACCAGGACCAGCUACAGGGCUGAAAUCACUGAGAACUCUGCAGCAGGCAGUACAGUAACAGUGCUGAAUGGGCCUGUUCUGGCUGAGGAUAAAGACAUUGGCCCCAAUGCGGUGGUGAAGUACCGCCUGCUGGGAUCCAGGGUGGACCUCUUUACUGUGGACGCUGACACUGGUGUGAUCCUGGUGCGUCAGGGGGCGAGGUUGGACCGCGAGGCAUUUCAGGAGCCGCGGGUAGAGCUGUUUCUGGUCGGGGAGGACGUAGGAGGUUUAAACAGCAGUGUCCCUCUGACAGUUACCAUCCUGGACCAGAACGACAACCCUCCUGUCUUCAGCCCAUCCAGUUUCAGUGUUCGACUCCCUGAGAACAGCCCCACUGGUGUGGUGGUGACUCAGCUGUCCGCCACUGACGCUGACUCCGGCUCCAACGGCUGGCUGAUGUACCGGCUGGAGAGCGGCGCUCAGGACCGCUUCGUGGUGGACCCGCUCUCCGGUGCCGUCUUGGUGGGCAACACCACCCUCGACAGAGAAGAACGUGGGUCCUACCGCCUGGUCGUCGUGGCAACCGACCGCGGCACACCCCCCUUGUCGGGCACCGCCACCCUGACGGUAAUCCUGGACGACGUAAACGACUCGCGGCCCCGUUUCAUAGAUCCUAUAACCAUGAUAAGCGUCAACGAGUCCACGCCGCCUGGCGUGGUGGUGGCCACGCUGACCGCUGAGGACCCAGACCUGCAUCCCCGCCUGGAGUACUACAUCAUCUCAGUGGAGGCAAAGGAUGAUGGGAACAACCCAGUGGAUGGCCUGCAGGAGUCCUUUGGCAUUGAUUUACACACUGGUGCAGUGUUUGUCCGUAACCCACUGAACAGAGAGCUGGUAGCCACAUUUGAGAUCAUUGUGUCCGUACAUGACAAUGCCAGUGAAGUUAUUGACAAGUCAGGGAGCGUUCCCAACGCGAGACUCACCAUCAACGUGCUGGAUGUGAAUGACAAUGCGCCUCGUUUCCGGCCCUUUGGAGUGUCCAACUUCACAGAGAAGAUUUUAGAGGGAGCUCAGCCGGGCACCACGCUGCUGUCAGUGUCAGCUGUAGACCCAGAUAAAGGUCCCAACGGCCAGGUCAUCUACCAGCUGCUCCACCUGCCCCGAGGGGAAUACGUUAGACUGGAGGACCCUUCCAUUGGCAAGAUUGUGGCCAACAAGACAGUGGAUUUUGAGCAGGUGCAGUGGCUGAAUUUUACGAUUCGGGCCCAAGACCACGGCUCCCCUCCCAGGAUCGCUGAGCUGCCAGUUUAUCUGCGCAUCGUGGAUGUCAAUGACAACAACCCAGUUUUCCUACAACCAUCAUAUCAGGAGCCUGUGUUUGAGAACGUGAACCUGGGCACCACCAUAGUUCGGGUCAGUGCUACAGAUGCUGAUUCUGGCCUCUUUGCCGUCAUUGAGUACAGCCUGGUCGACGGAGAGGGCAAGUUUGGCAUCAAACCGUCCACUGGAGAGAUCUACAUCCUCUCCCCUCUGGACAGAGAGACAAAGGACCAUUACACUCUAACUGCCAUCGCCCGGGACAACCCUGGCGGCAGCCCCAGCAACAGACGAGAGAACUCUGUCCAGGUCCUGGUGACGGUUCUCGAUAUCAACGACUAUCGGCCGCGGUUUACAGAGCGAGUGUUCAACACCAGCGUGUUUGAGAAUGAGCCCAGUGGGACGUCUGUGAUCACGGUGAAAGCUAUUGACCUGGAUGAAGGAGAGAACGGAGCGGUCCUCUACAGCAUGUUGGGACCCCAUUCAGAUGCCUUUUCCUUGGAUCCAAACACAGGACUGGUGCGCUCUCGCCGUCUGCUCCAGUCUUCUGAACGCUUCAACCUGACUGUGGUGGCCACCGACCAGGGACGUCCUCCCCUGUGGGGCACUGCAGACCUGAUCAUCACGGUCAUAGACGUCAAUGACAACAGACCUGUGUUUGUCAGGCCAGCUAAUGGAACUAUCAUCCAUAUCUCAGAGGAGCAGCCUCCAGGCCUUCCUGUGUAUGAGGUGCACGCGACAGACUCUGAUGAGGGCGUGAAUGGAGAGGUCCGCUACGCCUUCCUGCAGACCGGAGCAGGUAACAGAGACUGGGAGAACUUCCACAUCGACCCCAUAUCUGGAGUCAUCACGACAACUGUGAAACUGGACCGAGAAAAACAGGCCCUCCACAGCCUUAUCAUCGUGGCCCGGGACAUGGGCCAGCCAGUGCCUUACGAGACCACACAGCCUCUGCAGGUUGCACUGUUGGACAUUGACGACAAUGAACCUGUCUUCCUUAAACCACCGCGUGGCAGUUUGCCUUACCAGAAGUUGACAGUGCCUGAGCACUCCCCUCCAGGAACUGUGGUGGGGAACAUAACCAGAGCUGUGGACGCCGACGAAGGCGCCAACGCCAUCGUUUACUACUUUAUUGCAGGGGGAAACAGCGAUGGAAACUUUGGCUUGAGUCUGGAUGGAGAGCUGAAGUUGAAUAAGGAUCUGGACCGGGAGGAGAUCCCCGUCUACUCCAUCAUCAUCAAGGCUUCCAGCAACAGGAGCUGGACUCCUCCCAGGGGUCAGAGGGCGGCACGGGCCAAAGCCCUGGACCCUGCCCGUGACCCCAGCCUGCUGGAAGUCCGCAUCGAACUAGAGGACAUCAAUGACCAGAAACCACGCUUCACUAAGGCAGAGUACACCGCAGGAGUUGCAGCGAAUGCCAAAGUGGGCUCAGAGUUGAUCAAGGUUGUGGCUAUAGACAAUGACAUUGGCAACAACAGUGUGGUGCAGUACCACAUCGUCACGAUCCGCUACUUUCAGUCACAGAGCAACGGCAGCGAGGAUGUUGGCAGCAUCUUCACCAUCGGUUUGGCAGACGGUAUGAUCAGAACCUACGACCUCUUCACCGCCUACAAUCCAGGCUACUUUCAGCUGGAGAUUUUGGCGUGCGAUUUCGCCGGACACAGCACCACCACCAACGUCAAUAUCUACAUUCUCCGGGACGACCAGAGGGUCAAGAUAGUCUUCAACGAGAUCCCCGAUUUGGUCCGGGAAAACCAGGAAGACUUUCUCAACUUGCUGUCCAACAUCACCGGAGCCAUUGUCAACUUAGACGACAUACAGUUCCAUGUGGAUAAGAAGGGCAGGGUGAAUUAUGCACAGACUGACAUGCUGAUCCAUGUUGUCAACAAUCAGACCAACACCAUCCAGGAUGUUGAAAGGGUGAUCCAGAUGAUCGAUGAGAACAAGGAGCAGCUGAGAAACCUGUUCAGGAAAUACAACGUCGUGGACGUUCAGCCCGCCGUCGGUGACAAACUGCCCGAUGACAUCUCCACGCUACAGCUGGUCAUCAUAAUCCUGGCUGUGCUGCUGUGCUUGGCAGGAAUUUUGUUUGUCACAAUGAACUGGCACUAUCGUAGACUACACCAGAGGAAGCUGAAAGCGAUCGUUGCAGGAUCAACAGGAAACCAGGGUCUGAUGGAUAUCCUGGACAUGCCCAACACUAACAAGUACUCAUUUGAGGGGGCUAAUCCGGUGUGGCUGGACCCGUUCUGUCGUAACCUGGAGCUGGCCGCUCAGGCUGACCACGAGGACGACCUGCCUGAGAACCUGAGUGAGAUAACGGACCUGUGGAACAGCCCUGCACGCACUCACGGUACAUUUGGCCGAGAGCCUCAAGCGAAGCCAGAGGACGAUCGUUACCUGAGAGCAGCCAUUCAGGAGUACGACAACAUCGCUAAACUGGGCCAGAUCAUGAGGGAGGGGCCGAUCAAGGGUUCCCUGCUCAAGGUGGUCCUGGACGACUACCUGAGGCUGAAAAAGCUCUUUGCAGCCCGACUGGUCACCGUGUCCACGAGCCAGGGAGAUCACUCGUCAGUCACUGAGCUGAUCCAGAGUGACCUGGACGACGACGAGGACGAGCACCUGGGCAUGGGCGGAGGUCGCGGCACUCUGCGCUUCAAGCACAAGCUUCCUGUAGAGUUGAAGGGUCCCGAGGGUGUGCACGUGGUCCACGGCAGCACGGGCACCCUCCUGACCUCUGACCUCAACAGUCUGCCAGAGGACGACCAGCGGGCCCUGGCACGUUCUCUGGAGGCGCUGAACGCCGACGGGGGGCUGUAUUGUGAGCGCAACGCCCGCACAGAGUCGGCCAAGUCCACCCCGAUGCACCGUCACAAGGACGGGGACACCCUGUCGGAGAGUCCCCUGGAGAUCACAGAGUUAUGACUAGCCGAGGCCUCGCUGGUCUGAGCGCAACCAUGACUCGUGUGUGUCCUUGUGCCUCCACAUCGCCACCCUGACAAGGUUAGGGAGCACUGGAGGAGGAGUGUGUGUAGUCUAGGGAACCUCAUCAGCCAACCUCAGUGCAUCAGUGAGAGGAUUUACUGGUUGGUUUGAGUGUUAUGUUGAAGAUGGUCGCUCUUUUGGUGCUUCAGGAGAAGACUUAUUCAAAUCAGCUUUAGGAAAUGGAAGAUCACAAGCAGGGCCCUGGUCCUCAGCGAGACAAAGUCAAGUGGUGUCAUCGACUUUCAUCCAAAGAGCCGAGUGUAAAGAGAGACUAAGCCUCCCUGUGGGAGAAGCUUGUUGAACCAUGACCUUAAAAAUCAUCAAAAAGGUGCCUCAUUUUCACUAACCCUUCUGAAGUCAUACCUGGACUGCAGACACUCAUACAAACACAAAUACACACACUCAAGAAGAUUAAACUACACACACUCAGACCAGCGGAUGGCCAUCAAUGGGACAAUAAUGACGCAAAAUCCCUAUCAUGUUCUAAUGUUUUUUUCUUUCUGCAAAACGAUGCAAUCAGUGCUGAGGGAGUGAGGGUGGAACAGUUAAGACUUUUCUCUUUCAGAUAUUAGACACAUUCUGUCGCUGGGAAAUUACUGGUGGACAUUUACUGCAGAGUUUUCCCCAGUGAAGCUUAUGGAGCAGAGUUUUCACCUGACUGCAGGAGGAAGAAGAGCAGUUGUUAAACUCCCAAUCUGCAGGGUAGCAGUGAAUAUUCAGACCCUGGUCCUGCUCUCCUUUUUAUAGCACGAACUGAAUCAGUCAUGUACAAGGAGACUCCACUGAAGCGAUGAAUGAAGAUGGAUGACCGUUGUCUCAGACUGGAGCCACGUGAAGGAAAAAAAAUAGAAUCUUUUAUGAGUAAUUUGAUAUUUAAGGCAGUACAGAAAGCCUUGGAAAAGACUUAUAAAUGGAAUUAUUAAAAAAAAAAAAAAAAGAUUUAUCCCACUUUUAUAGACAUAAAGAUGGCACUGUGGCCACAGAGACUUUACACUGCCACCUGAGGGAGUAAAAGAGUCACGCUCAACAUGAGCGACGUUUGCUUUAUUUUUUUAUUUUAUAGAAAAUGUGAUGGAAUCAAAAGAUAUUUUUGAAGAAAAAUGCUGGCUUACCAAAAUAGGUAGGGAUAAUUUUGGAUGUUUGGAGUAUGUGUAUAUUGUGCUAUGGUGACAUAUGUUGUUCAGUUUUCCUUUAUAAUGACAACUGUUUCUGAUGAGUGGUGUGUUUUUAAAAUUAAUUUUUUAUAUUCCCAUUUUGUAAGGUUUUAUUUCUUUGUCAUUAUCGUCACCAGCCCUGAGAUCUGUGUUGGGAAAUGUUGUUGGAUGAUAUGUGAUAAUUAAAGAAAUAUGCAACAGCCUCUGACCUCAGACAGUGACGGGAGAGCAGAUAGAAACAGUGUGGCAAAAUAAAAGAGCCAAGGAGACAGUAAGAGAAGUUGGAGAAUAUGAGGAACCUUAAUGACUCAUGACGCUAAAUAUUUGUCCCCCAUGACGACUACAAUGACUUCCAUCGUACUCACAGGUCCAAUAUGAACAGACAGUUUAAGAGAAACACAACUCCAACAAUAAUGUGGCUUUGUGUCAUUUCCCUGUUUUUCAAAACUCAGCAUGAGGCAGUAAGUGAGUUUGGUAAAUACUGCCAUCUAGUGGUUAUUAAGAGUAACCUGGGAGGAAGGAGGAAACAAUCACAGGUUUUAGCACACUACUCCAUCCUUUUAUUGUUACCAAGUUACAUAGAAAAGUUUUCAUCAUUAAUAUUUGUCAAAAAGCCUGAAAGAGACUGAGGGAGCAGAGGCCUUCUUCAGACUCCUCGGGCCGCGGCGCUCGCUGA